AUGCUUCGGCUAUACUUCCUCUCCCUCCUAAGCCUGCUGCUGCAUGCAGUAGGCACCCGCAGCGCCGCUGUGCAACAUGUGUCGAGACAAGAAUGCCAGUCUAAAGGCACCCACUGUCCUUCCGGAACAAUCAUCGUCAGUGCCUCUGACAAGCGCGCCAACUACCCCACCAUCCAAGGCGCCAUCGACUCUCUGCCUGAUGAUACAAGCUCCCACACAAUUCUCAUUCUAGCAGGCAACUAUACAGAGCAGCUCAAUGUCACCCGCUCAGGGCCAGUUACUCUUCUUGGCCAAACGGCCGCUUCCAAAGAUGCAACCCGCAACCGUGUGCGCAUCAUCUGGGCUGCUGCCAACAAGGACAACACAGGCCAAAGCGUGGACAAUGUCUACUCCAGCGUCCUUGUUGUAGCACCCACUCUGGAAUCAAGCCUGACUGGCUCCGGUACCACAGGCUAUGCAGUGCCUGCUGAUACGCCCUUCGGCAAUACCGACUUCCGCGCCUACAAUAUCGACUUCGACAAUAUCUGGGCCGAUUACUCAGAUGGGCCGGCUCACGCACUGAGUUUCUCACGCGCUAACGGUGGCUUUUACUACUGUGGAUUUUAUUCCUAUCAGGACACUGUCUACGUAGGCAAACUCGGCAAUGCCUACUUCUACAAAAGCAUCAUCGCAGGCCAAACAGACUUCCUGUAUGGUUUCGGUACCGCCUGGAUUCAGUCUAGCGAUGUCCAACUCCGUGGCUGCGGCGGCGGGAUAACUGCCUGGAAGGGUACGAACACGACCUUCACGAACAAAUACGGCGUGUACAUCGUGGAUUCGAAUGUGCACGCGGCAAACGCCUCCGUCGCUCCGGAUAUCAAGGGCAAGUGUGCGCUUGGCAGGCCGUGGAAUAGCCAGCACCGGUCUAUCUUUGCGCGCUCUUACGAGGAUGGCAGUAUUGAGCCGAGUGGAUACAUUGAUUGGGUUGUUUCUGGUGUUGCAAGAUUCGAGGAAGGAGUUACUCUCAUGGCGGAGUAUCAGGCGUAUGGACCUGGAUUUAAUGCUACUGGGCGUGCUGAAGGCGGUGUUACUACUGUUCUCAAGAAGAAGGCGUAUGAGGCGUAUAGUACACCGCAGAAGGUUUUCCAAAACCAGGAGGGUGUCUUUGGGGACACGAAAUGGAUUGAUUGGGAUACUGUCAAGGCUGGGAAUUGA
Molecule: messenger RNA, 1194 nt
Organism: Penicillium soppii
Lineage: Eukaryota; Fungi; Ascomycota; Eurotiomycetes; Eurotiales; Aspergillaceae
Product: putative pectin methylesterase
Exons: 2
Coding region: 1-1194 (397 amino acids)
Biological process (GO): cell wall modification
Molecular function (GO): pectinesterase activity
Source: RefSeq, a predicted model, not a curated record